AUGAGCAGCCUCCGAUGGGGGCGGCGGCCGGUGGCGGUGCCGGACCGAGUGAACUUCAAUCUGUGGAGGAGCCUCGACGCGGGGGUCCGUGCCCAGGAGGCGGGGUCCGCGCCAGGAGGUGGGGGUCAGGCAGCCCUGGUGCGCUCUGUUCUGAGGGCUCGGGAGCUGCUCCGGGACCCCCAACUCCGGCCCACCCUGGACCGAGCGUACGGAGCCGCCCGGAGCCUGGCCCGGCUGCUCAGGGGGUCCGGGCCACGGUCAGGGGCCCCCCUGCCCCUCGGCCCCCUCGGUGCUCGGGUCCGGACCCUCCCCCGGCUCCUGGGGGUCCAUUCCCGGUUCCUGCGAGGGAAGGUUCGGCUGUUCCUGGCUGAUGCCUGUCCCAGGUGA
Messenger RNA from Myiozetetes cayanensis, 387 nucleotides. RefSeq names its product erythropoietin (gene EPO). The record is from RefSeq and is a predicted model, not a curated record. Gene Ontology annotation, molecular function: erythropoietin receptor binding; cytokine activity; hormone activity. Gene Ontology annotation, cellular component: extracellular region. NCBI's taxonomy places the organism in Eukaryota, Metazoa, Chordata, Aves, Passeriformes, Tyrannidae.